Aspergillus puulaauensis is the source of this 1638-nucleotide messenger RNA. RefSeq lists its product as uncharacterized. NCBI's taxonomy places the organism in Eukaryota, Fungi, Ascomycota, Eurotiomycetes, Eurotiales, Aspergillaceae. The record is from RefSeq and is a predicted model, not a curated record. The transcript is spliced from 3 exons. Bases 1 to 1638 code for a protein of 545 amino acids.
AUGCAGUGGGAGGAGAUUGCACAGACCAAGCGCGCAAGUCGCGAUAGGGCCAUCCCACCAGAAUGGCAGCUGUCAUUGCCUCAAUUUCAAGACACCCAAGUUGAUGUUCGGGCAGUGCCAUCCCAAUGCGGUAUUCUUACGACUCGAGAACUGGAUAUAACGGCGACUGACGCAGUCGAGCUGGUGCAGAAACUCGUCCGCCGGGAAUACACCUCAUAUGAAGUAACUCUGGCAUUUUGCAAGCGAGCGGCCAUUGCGCAGCAGCUUAUCAACUGCCUCAGCGAAGUUAUUUUCCAGUCGGCUCUUGCUGCUGCUGCACAGAUUGAUGCUGAGUAUGCCGCCACGGGUGUGCCUCGCGGCCCUCUGCAUGGCCUGCCAGUCUCCCUAAAGGAUUGCUUCCCAGUUGAAGGAACUGACGCGACAAUUGGUUAUACGGCGUUCGCAAAUAGUCCCACGAAACACGGAGAAGAUGCAGCAAUUACAAGGAUCAUGAGGGAAUGUGGUGCGGUGUUAUUCUGCAAGACCAACGUUCCAACAGCCAUGAUGGCCGGCGAGACGUACAAUUCCAUAUACGGUUACACUUCAAACCCAUAUAAUACAUUUCUCUCCAGCGGUGGCUCCUCAGGCGGGGAGAGCGCGUUGCUGGCUCUACGGGGAUCUCCACUCGGCGUGGGAACAGAUGUAGGAGGCUCCGUCCGAAUCCCAGCAUCCUUCUGUGGCCUGUACACCCUGAAGCCGUCCUCUGGUCGCUUUCCCAUCGCUGGAACCCGAGACGGGAUGGAGGGCCAGGAGGCAGUUCGCAAUGUGGUUGGUCCCAUGGCAAAGUCCCUGGCCGCGAUUGAGAUGUGGACGAGGGCAGUUCUGGCAAGCCAGCCGUGGAUGGCCGUUGAUCCAGUCUGUCUGCCUAUCCCUUACAGAGAGGUACAGAUACCGAGAAAACUCUGCUUUGGACUUCUUCUGGACGACGGGAUUGUCAAGCCUCUGCCCCCCGUCACCCGGGCUUUGCAUCAAGCGAAAGCGGCCCUGGAAGCGGCAGGCCAUAUGCUUGUGGAGUUUCGCAUUGAUGAUCCUCUGUAUACGGAUACCCUCAAACACGCGCUGUACCGCUCCGCCGCAGCAGAUGCAGUGAGCAAUACCCUCGCCAAAACAGAAGAGCCCUGGCCUCGCGGCAUGGAAAUGCUUGAGGAAACGGUCAAAAGCAACGACAAAAGCCCAGCUACGGUGUCCGAUCUGUGGAAAGCUCAGGUUAAGCGAACUGAAUACGCGAGGCGGGUCUUACAGGCGUGGGCAGCGACAGAGAGUAAGACUGGCACAGGCCGCGAGAUCGAUGCCCUGCUAAUGCCGUGUACCCCGUGGCCGGCGUGCGAGAAGUACAAAUUCACAUAUGACAACUACACCAGCCUGUGGAACGUGCUGGACUACUGCGCGAUCACUGUCCCGGUUACCCAGGUCUCAGUGGUCGACGAUGUUAAACCGCCAUACGAGUGUCGGAACCAGAUUGAAGCAGACAUCUGGGAGGGAUACGAGCCCGAGAACUUAAAGGGUGCUCCUGUUGGUGUACAACUGGUUGGCAGGCGAUUGAAUGAGGAGUAUCUCUUGGGGGUGACCAGGGCAUGCGACGAUGCUUUAAAGCUCUAG